Molecule: messenger RNA, 1896 nt
Organism: Truncatella angustata
Lineage: Eukaryota; Fungi; Ascomycota; Sordariomycetes; Amphisphaeriales; Sporocadaceae
Exons: 6
Coding region: 1-1896 (631 amino acids)
Source: RefSeq, a predicted model, not a curated record
AUGGCUCCAUCUCACACUGCAACCCCGAGCUCUCCUAUCGAAGACUGCCAAGAGCGAUCAGAAGUCACACUGGGUAUUGACUUUGGCAGCACGAGCACCCGAGCCUACCUCUGGUGUCGGAGAACGAAAGUUGGGUGGUACGUCGAGAGCAAAGGCAGAGCUAAAGCUGGCCAUCGGUUUUCGAACGGAGACUUUUCGUCCAUUGGCUACCCUUUUGAUGGCGACGAGGUGUACCUGGGCGAGAGAAGUAACGCGGCUCGCCAGUCCAUCUCUCUGAAGUACGCAUUUUACAUAUUGGCUGAUACUUCAGACGAAAUCCUCAACCAAUACAGAAUGGCCACACCACUUCGACAACGUCAGAAUGAUCAAGGAUUUCGUGAUCGACUACUGGAAGGAUUGAACAAACUAUUUGCGGCCGUACAUGAACGCGUCUUAGAAGUAUGUGAGGAAGAGCAACUACGCGUUACCACUAUUGGACUGUCCAUUCCGUCACAAUGGACACUGGACUUUAUGGAUCUUUACCGCGACAUCGUCGUCAAAGCUUUCAGACACGACCCGUCAACCAUAUUCUUCGUGACUGAAACAGAAGCACUGGCGCAUUUCUUGUGUGUGAAGAAACUCGAUCGGUUGGUAGCACGCCCCAACAUUGUUCACCAUGAUGUCGUAUUGGUGCUUGAUUUUGGAGGCCACAAUAUGAACACUUGUACACUGAACAUUGUUUAUGGACGAGAUAGAGCACCGGCUUUCUAUCUUAUCGGGGAGCCCGAUGGCGCUGGUGGUGGGAGCGAGUUGUGGGAAUAUCUCGUGACCGAUUUGAUUCUUAAAUACGUUCAGCGCGUUGAUGGACUCGCUCCGUCAGCGCAAAUGAGACAGAAAUUGCUAGACUCGUUCAACAUUGCAAAAGACGGGUGUGGGCCAGAAUUCCCUGGGGAAGGGUUCGAUUGCGUCGUGAAGGAUCAACAUGACCAGCCCUACAACGUCGCUCUCAAUGAGGCAAAUAUCGCAGAUUGUUUUAAUGAAGCUAUGGCCCUACCCCUGGCUUUGGCUAGUGACAGAAUAGAAGGACUCACGAGACUCUUGGCGUCCCAGAAGACGGUUCAUUCUUCACCGACCACACAGGUUGGAAAACCUAGAGUGAUUCUGGCGGGGGGUACUGCAAGGCAUGAAGGAAUUCGGAGAAGAAUCGAAGAUAUCUGCCAACGCAACAGCCUUUCGAAUCCAGUCAUGACGGACAAUAUCAUCAACCAGUACGACUCUGUAAAGAUUGCUAGCGGCGCGGCAUUCGCCGUUGCUUCUCCCUUUACCAUUGAACGGUUCAUGGAGAGAGGCGCGGCUUUUGGCAUCCAGAUGCGGCAGAAGGCGAAGCGGGACGAGACAGAAUCAGAACAUGAAUGGGACAAUACGGCAUCCUUUCUUCUCAGCAUGCGGAGAACGAAGAAGAACUUCAGUAUUUUCGUCACAGGCAAUGAUGAACUUAAGAUUGUUUGCGACCCGUUCUUUGAAGACGAUAGCAACGAUAACAAGGACCUCUUGCAAUACCACAAAUGUUACGACAUUGCCGACCUCGGACGACCCACAAUAGGGCACUGGUGGUUCACAUUAGCCCUGGCUGGCCACGGCGAUCAGAUGUGGCUGACUGUCGAGAGGUCAAGACAGCCUCCACGGUCCAAGGAGAAGCUACCAUGUGAGCCUGUUAAGGUUCCACUGCACUACAACAAAGGCAGCAAUAGUAUUCACAUUGGUGACGAGGCAUGCGACGCCAGAAAGUACAUCUCCAAACUUAAACAAUAUCCGGAACGCGACCAGAAAACGCUAAAAAGAAAGAAUUCUCCGCCACCUGUACCUGAGAAGCGCCGUCUGACUGCACGUAGGACAUCCAAGAAGAUAUUUAAGUAG